AUGUUAAUUAUAAAUAUAAGAACCUAAAUUUAAGGAAUAUUUAGAAUUUUAAACUAAAAUAAAUCAAAUAAUGUAGAUUUUUUGAUUGAUGAUUGUAUUUAUUUGGAAUUUAUGGAUGGAACAUUACAUUUAUCAAUUAUCUAUAUAGAUUUGCUUUUAUCGAAAAUGAAAAUAAAGAGAAAAAAUUUAUAGUUAAUAGGAAUUACCUCUUAAAAUUAGCAGAGUAUUAUAAAUAUAUAUUUAAAUAUUUAGUGUCUAUAAUGAAAGAUCAAAGGAAUACUUUAAAUAAGAGAAUUGUGAUGCAUAUGCUAAUAUAACUGCAGAUGAAUAUAAUGAAAAAUAAAUUAUAGAUAUGGAAUAGGAAAUUCUAUAAUUUUUAGAUAAUUACUUUUUCUUAAAUUCUUAUUCUUUCAUAAUAACUAUAAUUUAAUUUACAGAAAUCCAAUUUAAUUUUAAAAAAUAAUAAAUUCAAAAUUUAAAUUUUCAACAUAAUUAUUAUCUUACUUUUUCUGUGA
Molecule: messenger RNA, 515 nt
Organism: Paramecium sonneborni
Lineage: Eukaryota; Ciliophora; Oligohymenophorea; Peniculida; Parameciidae
Source: the annotation of a GenBank genome assembly